This is a messenger RNA of Sander lucioperca (pikeperch), 4016 nucleotides long. Its product is annotated as contactin-4. The record is from RefSeq and is a predicted model, not a curated record. Gene Ontology annotation, molecular function: protein binding. NCBI's taxonomy places the organism in Eukaryota, Metazoa, Chordata, Actinopteri, Perciformes, Percidae. The coding region runs from base 238 to 3330 and encodes 1030 amino acids. Gene Ontology annotation, biological process: cell-cell adhesion. The transcript has 23 exons.
UUUAUUGGCGUGGAAAAAAGACAGACGCACUUUGGAGUUUAGUGCUGGGACGUGUAGCAGUCCCUUCAUCCACCGUGAAGACUGUGUGGCUCGGCGCUCCGCCCGACAUCCUCCCCUCUGUCCCCUGCUUACUGUCGUGUCUCCUCUGAACAGAGCCAAACGGAGCAGUUUCUGCCCAGGAAAUAUUCUCCACUCUCUGGACUGGAUGGGAAGAAGGAGAAUCUUUGACCUUGGAAAAUGAAGAUGCUGUUGCCAUGGGAACUGUUGAUCCUUCUGUCACUCAAAGAGUGCCUGGCUGAGAAUACACGCCAUGGUCCUGUCUUCACCCAGGAGCCCAGUGACAGUAUUUUCCCCCUGAGCACUGAUGAUAAGCAGGUGUUUAUUAAUUGCAAAGCCAAGGGAAACCCACCUCCACAUUAUAGGUGGAAAAUGGAUGGGAGAGAAAUAAACACAGAGUCAGAUCCACACUACAGCCUUGUGGAGGGGAACCUGUUGAUCAAUAAUCCCCAUGUAAUCAAUCAUGAAGGAGUGUACCAGUGCAUCACCACCAACACAUUUGGGACUGUUGUCAGCAGGGAGGCAAAAGUCCAGUUUGCAUUUCUGCAGAACUUCAGCAGGAAGUCAAGGAACACGGUGUCGGUGAGAGAGGGUCAAGCUGUGGUUCUGCUCUGCGGCCCUCCACCCCAUUACGGAGAAAUCAAAUACUCAUGGGUUUUCAACGGACAGCGGAGUUUCCUGCAACAGGAUGCCCGUCGUUUUAUCUCUCAAUGGACGGGCAACUUGUACAUAGCCAAAGUUGAACCCUCAGACGCUGGGAACUACACGUGUGUGGUGAGAAACAUGAUGACCAACGCCACCGUGAUAAGUUCUCCAACCCCUGUGGUGGUGAGGAGAGACAUAGUGAUGGGUGAAUACGAGCCAAAGAUUGAGGUUCAGUUUCCCGACACCCUUCACGUCUCUAAAGGAUCAUCAGUGAAGCUGGAAUGCUUUGCCUUAGGAAACCCUGUGCCUUCUAUCUCAUGGAGAAGAGCUGAUGGAUAUCCACUCCCUGGCAAGAUUAAAAUCAACCUCUCCAGUGGGGUUCUGGAAAUUCCAUAUUUUCGCCCGGAGGAUGCCGGUGUCUACGAGUGUGUAGCCGAAAACAGCAGAGGACGAAAUGUUGCCAGAGGGCAACUUAUAUUCCACAAUGUUGAACAUCUGCACUGGGUCCAGACACUGAAAGAUGCUCAUAUGGCAAUUGAUGCUAAUCUGCAGUGGGAAUGUAAAGCCAUCGGUAAGCCUCGGCCUGCAUACAAAUGGUUGAAGAACGGUCAGCCGCUAACAGCAGAGGGGAGGAUCCAUGUGGAAGCUGGUAGACUGACCAUAACCAGGAUUAGUCUGUUGGAUGCAGGGAUGUAUCAGUGUAUUGCAGAGAGUGAACAUGGAGCUCUCUAUGCCAGCGCUGAGCUCAAGGUUGUAGCCUCCCCACCGGACUUCAGCCGGCGGCCCGUGAAGAAGUCCACAGUGAUCCAAAGGGGGGGCGAGGUGGUCUUGGAGUGUCGCCCCCACGCUUCCCCCAGGGCCACAAUCUCCUGGUGGAAAGAGGACAAACUCCUGAAGGACAGCAAGAGUUUUGUCCCUCUCCUUAGACAGACCAUAAUGGAGGAUGGGACUCUACGUAUCACCAACAUCUCCAAAUCUGAUGGAGGCAGGUACACAUGUUUGGCCAGAAACCGUUUUGGAACAUCCAGCAGCACAGGGAUACUGGUGGUGAAAGAGCCUACCAAGAUUACAGUCCCACCCUUGAGUUUGGACGCCACCGUGGGACAGAGCCUUGUGCUGCCAUGCGAGGUGUCUAGUGAUUCGUCCCCGAGUCCCAUCUUCAAGUGGUUUUUCAACGGGAAAGCCAUUGAUUUCAGCAGGCAGGAGCACUUUGAGAUGAUUGGAGGGGGAUUUGCCGGUGACCUGAUGGUGAGAAACAUUCAGCUAAAGCAUUGUGGGAAGUAUGUGUGUAUGGUACACACUGAAGUUGACACUGUCUCGGCAGCAGCAGACUUAAUUGUCAGAGGACCUCCUGGUGCCCCGGAGAGCCUGGUGGUGACUGACAUUACUGACACCACUGUACAACUGUCCUGGGGCUCUGGACCUGACAACCACAGUCCUGUUACCAUGUACAUGGUACAGGCCAGGACCCCCUUCUCUAUCGGCUGGCAGACUGUGAGAACAGUUCCUGAUUCUGUGCCUGGACAGAUGAUGCAUGCAACAGUGAAAGAGCUGAACCCCUGGGUGGAUUAUGAAUUCAGGGUGGUGGCAAUCAACAGUGUUGGUGUUGGAGAACCCAGCACGCCAUCAAAACAGAUUCGAACCAAAGCAGCAGUUCCCAAGGUUGCACCAAUUAAUGUGAGUGGUGGCGGAGGAGCUCGAGGAGAACUUGUUAUCAUGUGGGAGCCAGUUCCAGAGGAACAGCAGAGCGGAGAGGACUUUGGCUAUGUUGUGGCUUUCCUCCCACUUGGCAGCAGCACCUGGAUCCAGACAGUGCUGGCAUCACCUGAUGCAUCGAGAUAUAUUUACAGAAAUGACAGCAUCGCACCCCUGUCCCAGUUUGAAGUGAAAGUGGGAGUCUACAACAGCAUGGGAGAGGGGCCUUUCAGCCACGUCGUCAAAGUGUUUUCUGCAGAAGAAGAGCCCUCUGAGGCGCCAUCAAGAGUUUGGGCCCGCGCUGUAUCAGCCUCUGAGAUCGAAGUGUACUGGGAACCAAUUCCCCCCGGGUCCAGCAGUGAGAAGAUUAUUGCAUAUGAGGUCCUCUUUUGGGAGGAAGGAUCACAGCAGAACGAAGCAGAGAGGGUGAGGGUUAUCGACGCCACAUCUCUGCUCUCGGGCUUGAAGGGCAGCACAGUCUAUCUGAUAUCGGUCAGAGCCCAAAACAGCGCUGGACUUGGUCCCUGCAGCCCUGCUUUUAACAUCACCACCAAGAAACCACCUCCAAGUCAGCCUCCGGGGAAUAUUGAGUGGAACCUGACCAACUCUAAGAUCUUUCUGAAUUGGGAACAUGUCAAGGCGAUGGAAAAUGAGUCUGAGGUGACAGGAUACAAGGUUGUGUAUCGUCAGAACUGGCACGGCAGGACAACUGUACUGGAAACCAAUAAGACCAGUGUGGUGCUGCAAAUCCCCUCUGGAGAGGACUACCUCAUUGAGAUCAAAGCUCUGACCGAAGGAGGCGACGGCACCAGCAGUGGCCCCAUCCGCAUACCAAAGAUGUCCAGUCUUAACUCAAAAGGGUGUAUGUGUCCAGUUCCAAUGAAGAUUUGCUGUUUUAUGAUGUUUUUGGUAUUUUUUAUGAUCAUUUUCUAGCUUCUAAUGCCUCUAUAUUUAGCUCUGGACAUUAGAAUGAAUAUGAUUUAUGAUUCUGCUCUACAUGUCAGAUUUAUGGAAUAUGAAACUGGAAGUGGUUAAGAGUUUCUUAACCACUUUCAGCUUCAUAUUCCAUAACAGCGUUAAGAAACUCUCUAGUUUCUUAGCCACUGGUUUGCAAACCAAACUGAAUGAUGGGAGCGUUGUGACACGUCAAAUGCCUACAAAUCUGUGGCUGGACUGUUAGUCAUAGGCAACAGCACAGUUACAAAACAUUGUCAUCUGCCCAUUUCCAGGAUCACUGCAAUCCUCCAGGAUGCAUGAGUUUGAUAAACAUGGAAAGAUGAAUUUCUUAUCUGUCAUUUUAAAAUCAACAUGAGCACAGGUUCAUGUCCCAGUUUCCUCGUGUCUCUGUCUGUUUCCACCUCUUUUGCCUCAAUUUCCAAGUUAUUUCUUGGCUUGCUGUGACCUCUAUGAAUGUUGAGGUACAAGUUUCACUUACUUCACAUACUACACAUAUGCAAUUUGAAAACUAUGAGUUGGUUUAAAUGUAUUUACUUUUUUACUUUACUCAUCAUUUGGAUUUAAAGUGUUAAUCCUUAAUUUAAAAUCUAAUUCAAUUGUAGCACUUUGUGAUUUUUCACUGACUACGUUUACAUGCACAUAAUAUUCCGUUUUUUUCCCUU